Molecule: messenger RNA, 2237 nt
Organism: Tachysurus fulvidraco (yellow catfish)
Lineage: Eukaryota; Metazoa; Chordata; Actinopteri; Siluriformes; Bagridae
Product: adenylate kinase 7-like
Exons: 18
Coding region: 50-2107 (685 amino acids)
Biological process (GO): nucleobase-containing compound metabolic process
Cellular component (GO): cytoplasm
Molecular function (GO): ATP binding; AMP kinase activity
Source: RefSeq, a predicted model, not a curated record
GUUGCGUAGCAACGGAACCUGAGGUAACUAAAAAAAUAAAUAACCGAGCAUGUCUGCAGACACGGAGAAACUUUUAGACCCAUCCAAACGCGUUUUUAUCAACAAUGUCGACAAAUAUACUUCAAAAUAUAUCGCAGAGUUUUUAUCCUCGAGGGUCGCUGGAGCGGCACAGUUGGAAGAUGAGGAGGAAAUCGAGUCUUUACCCAACAUCACUUUUCAGAUUGUUGGAACAGUUUCCUGUAAAACCAAAGAAAAUUCCAGCUUUGCAGUAGAAGAAUAUACUAACGCGACACGUGAAGAACUUUUCCGUCACCUGAUGAAUUCAGACGUCAUCGUUUAUAAUAUUUACAAUGAGAACGCUGAUCAGAUUGAAGAAGCCACUUGGGCUGUCUCAGCUCUUCACAAGGACAUUGAUGCAUUUCCUGAACCAAAGAUGUUCAUCUUGAUCUCCUCAGUCGUGACCUGGGCCCUGACUAAGACACUGAAUCCAGACGAUCCAGAGAAUUCUUUUACGGAAGAGGACUACAGGAGACGGAAAGCACAUCGCAACUUUAAAGAUCAUAUUGCUCUGGAGAAGCUUGUGGUUAAACUAGGAAAAACCAAUCAGUCCCAGUUCUCCACUUAUGUGGUUGCCUCUGGACUGCAGUACGGAAAGGGCGAGCAAGCGUUUCAUUUCUUUUUCAAGACAUCGUGGCUGGGAGAGGAACCUGAAGUGCCGAUCUUUGGAGACGGCUCUAAUAUCAUUCCAACUGUUCACAUCUGUGAUCUGGCAGGGAUCGUACAGAACGUCAUCGUGCGUAAGCCGAAGCCGCAGUACUUCCUUGCAGUGGAUGAAUCACAGAACACCAUUGGUGACAUUAUCAGUGCAAUAGCGUCGGUGCUCGGGCCAGGAAAAACACAAAACGUUCCAAAAGAGGACGUGUAUCUUAGAGAGAGAGAGUUGACGCAAGCAGAAAUUGAUCAUUUGUUCAUCAACCUUCGGAUGGAAGCCAGUUUCUUCACAGACAAUUUCAAAAUCAACUGGGUUUCAAAAAAAGGCAUUGUCGAGAACAUCGACCAAGUUGCGGAGGAAUACAAGCUGACACGAGGCCUGCUGCCUGUCCGUAUCUGUCUCUUGGGACCUCCUGCUGUCGGGAAAAGCACCGUAGCUGAAAAGAUAUGCAAGCACUACAAACUGCACCAUGUCAAAGUCAAAGAGACCAUCGCCGAGACUCUCGCUAACCUGGAGUCACGUGUCAGCACGGAAGAAAGCAACGAGGACGACGAAUCGCGGGAGCUUCUGGAGACACUGAAGAUGAACAUGGAAGAAAACAAAGGCCGGUUGGACGAGUCGUACGUUAUCCAAAUCCUGAAGGACAAACUGAAGACUAAACCGUGUAGAAGUCAAGGAUUUGUCCUGGAUGGCUUUCCGAAGACAUACGAGCAAGCUAGAGAGCUUUUUGUCAAGGAUAAAAAAGCUACAGCCGAGCUGUCGAACGUCAGCAUCAUCCCAGAGUUUGUGUUCAAUCUGGAUGCCACAGACGAGUUCCUGAAGGAACGUGUACUGAACCUGCCUGAAAGCGCGGUACAUGGAACGUCGUACGCCUUCGAUAGGUUUCUUCGACGACUCACCGCCUUCCGGAAAAACUGUUCCGAGGAUGAAAUUGUGCUAAACUACUUCGAUGAGCUGGAGAUUCACAAUGAGAAUAUAGAGAUCAUCCCUGACGACUCGGAGAACGUUCUGGUGAUGGAGAAGGUGUUGGAGAGGGUGGGGAAGGUCAGGAACUACGGUCCCACCUUGAAGCAUUUGGAGGAAGAGCGGAGACAGGCGGAGAUCAGGCUGAGGGAGGAAGAGGAGGCACGCCAGGCCGAAGACAAGCGCAGGGAGGAAGAAGUGGAGGAGCACAGAGCCCAGUGCUGGGAGGAAUGGAAUCGGUGCCUACAUGACGUGAAGCAGCAGGAAGAGGAGCUGUUGAUGAGAGAAGAAGAAUUUGCCAGGCAGUAUCUCAUGGACACUGUGAUGCCUGUCCUGUCUCAAGGCCUCAACGAGCUGUGCAGAAUCCGCCCAGACGACGCAGUAGACUUCCUGGCUGAAUAUCUCCUCAGCAACGACCCAGAAAUGGACUAAGUAAAACGCUACAUGACACGACGUCGUAGGAUCGAAGUCUCUUCGGGGUGCCGACACGGUUGUCUCAUUUCACCGUGUACUGCAUCAGCUAUAUUCGGUUGAAAUGACAAAUAAAAGCUUCUUGACUCGA